Messenger RNA from Tigriopus californicus, 7353 nucleotides. RefSeq lists its product as uncharacterized. The record is from RefSeq and is a predicted model, not a curated record. Lineage: Eukaryota; Metazoa; Arthropoda; Copepoda; Harpacticoida; Harpacticidae. Gene Ontology annotation, molecular function: actin binding; myosin binding. The transcript has 21 exons. The coding region runs from base 16 to 7275 and encodes 2419 amino acids. Gene Ontology annotation, cellular component: cortical actin cytoskeleton.
UUUGAACUACAAACUAUGAGCCAAAAGUGGAUUGCCACGGUCCAAAACCUGCUUGGUGACAACAAGACUAAGCGAAUUAAUAAGCCUGGAGCUCGUCCUUUGAAUCGAGCCAAAAAAGGCCGAAGAAAGAGCGAGGACAUGAUUCCAGGAAGAUCCGACCAAGGCUCACGGUCGUCUUCGUUUGUGUGGUGGAAAUUCAGUUUAGACUUGCCUUUACGAAAUGGAACGCAAAGUGUUUUGAAUCCGGUUAUCUCACGUAAACCUUUAGGCGAAAAAAUCACGAAAAAAGGCGAAGCAAAACCAAGCUUAUCUUCAAGCAAUCAAAUUACAGUGGUAAAGGCUGUCACGACCGAAAAUCCUAGCACCAAAGAAGUGCUAACAUCAAAGCAUUGGAGCUCGAGUGGCGCUCCCAUGCAGAGUUCCAAAGCCACUUUGGAACAAGGGGAAAGGGACGGAACCGAGAGGGCGAAAACAAAACUGGCCGGAGAGAGCGCCGAGAAACUGCGAGCCCGAAAGGCCAGCCUUGAGCCACAAAUUCAGAGAAGAGCUACCCAACAUUUCGAAUGCCAGUUGUCUAUGAAUGGGAUAAGUGAGUGGCCUUUACCUGUGAAGCCGCUGUCUGAAAAUGACGUUCCCCAGAAAGAAUCAGGCAAAUCGAAUUUCUGGCUCAGUCUCAUUGCUCGACGACGGCCUUCGAAAUUGGGUGGAGAAAAAGAUCAAGGUGAAAGGCACCCGUCAAUGUCUGCCGCUGGCACCCACAAGUUCUACUCGUUGCCGCUUUUGGUUCGACGGUUAUCGUUCUGGAAGAAAGGUCCAUUGAACGAUGAGAACAGUGGUCGUCUUCAUCAUCCUCAUCAUCGAUCAACACCCUCUAAUCAGGCGAAAACAAUGGAGGAAAAAACGCACAUGGAACCAGAUGGACGUGUUGUUCCAGAAAUCUUGGCCGAAAGUUUUGAUAGUGGAAACUACACCAUUAGUGAUAUAAACUCAGAUGGGCAAGUUCCCAGCCCCACCUCCAGUGCCCAUUCGACGCUCAACAACGAGAGGCCGAGUUGGAUUACCAAUAUAAAAAGAGCUCUAUCUCCUGAUCACCAUCCAAAGGCCAGCAAGGCCAACGGAAUCGAUGAGAUUGCACCAAAGUCGCUUUCGGCGAUCUCAUUGCGCUUACCCGAAGAAGUUGUCCAAGAGCGGAAGAUCCAACCCAAAGUGAAAAGCCAAAAACUAACGGGAUUGGAAAGGCAAUUACGAUUCCACACAUUUGGUCGAGUCAAAGGCUUCGUCUUGAACAAGGGCGUGCCCAAGGUCGAAAUCAAUCACCCUAUUUUGGGCCAUGAUAUCGCUUCUUCGUCGUGUUUCCAGGUGGCUUGGCGGGUUCGAGUGUGGAUCGAAAGUGAAUUCAGUGAUUCCAUGUUCCAAAUGAUCCACGUGUGUCAACCCACUUGUAGCUAUCAAAGAGACGCUUGUUCCACUAUUAGUGAACAAUCUCAAAACAUUCAAGGGAUUCUUUGGUAUAGAUUUUUAGGCAGGCAAGUUGAACUGGACCUUGACCGACGGAAAGCGGCCUUAACGUGCAACCCACAGGGUGACCCCAAGACCCAAGCUCUGGAAGAGAAACGCCGCCAAUUGAGUCUAAGAAUUUGUGCCCGUUGCGGGCAAGGUUUCUCUUUGUUGUUCAACCGCAGAUUAGAAUGUCACACGUGCGGUCUGGGCGUUUGUCGGAAAUGCUCAAAAUGGAGACAAGACGAAGAAGCGUGGGAGUGCGAAGCGUGCGAAGGCCAAAGAGAUUUCAAAGAACAAUCUUGUCCAUGGUUUUAUGGCCACCUCGAGAAGAAAUUGAACCGUUUCGAAUCCGCCAAAGUCAUCAAGUCCGUGGGAUAUCAGAAUCGCAAAAUGGACUCUUCGACCAGUACAGUGCGGGAUCACAUUGAAAAAGUGGUGGAGAGUCUUAUUGGCGACGACCUCGACAGUGUCAACAUCAUUCAUCUCAGUGAGCACCCUUCAUAUAAACGCCUAUUUGAGGAUUACCAUUCGUCGUUGAGUGAUUCCUUAUCAUUGCUAACUCAAGCCAUUCAAAUGGUGAUUGAAAAGCUUCCAACCUCACCCGAAGACCCCACGCCCACCACAGCCCAUAUAAAAUUAAAGUUUUGGAUCGAGCGCCUCAUUAUGGACGUGGAUGAAAACGAGCUGAUUUGGGAAAAUGAAUCCGACUUCUUGAUUCGUGAUCUACCCAAUGACAAAGAGAUGUACUACUCUCAAUCCUAUGAAGACUUGCUUUCCACGGCCAUCAUCAACAAGGUGGUUCUAAACUCAAAGAAGAGACCCGGAUCAAAUCGUCCAGAUCAAGAUUCAAAUGGUGUCCUCGGUCCAGAGGGUAAUAAUAACAAUGAUAACGAUUCCAUGGAGCCUGGAGCACAAUCAUCAUUGACCUCAAGCCAAUCGGACCCAUCCGCUCAAAUUCGCCAUCGGCAUACUGGACCAGAGACCACGGAUUCGUCCACGGUCACAUCCUCGACAACAUCCUCGGCCUCGGGAAAUCAUUCUGAGGGCUGUUCAGAAAGGAGUCAAUCCGCGGCCUCGUCAUUAUCGAGCCCCUCAGACGAGGAGAUUCCAUCAGCAUCAAGUUCCAUCACUUCUGAGGCCUUUUCACCCAUGGAGGAAAGUCGCGAGAAUUCUUUAUCUCCUAUGUUGGGGAAUGCACCGCAAUUUCUAAUUGAGGAAGAAAUCGAGGAAACAACAGCCUAUCAAAGUGAGGAUGACACUACUUCUAAAGUGGUUAAAACCACCAUUGCCCAAACCUCGACCAUCUCCAAAUAUCCUUCCAUGCAUAGCAUCGAUUGUGUUCUAGCCGAUAUCGUGGAAUUUGAGAGAGACGUUCCCGUAUGUUUUCCUGAGUAUGGACUUGAUUUGGUGGAACGGAAAGAGUUCAAUGAGGUGGAUAAAGAGGAGAUCCCGGAAAACCUGUCCAUUCUUGCCUUGUCCGCCUUAACUUGGGAGGACAAUUGGUUAUUUUGUCAGAAGCGCUUGAAGGUCCGCAACUCCUUUCGAGUGAACAGAAGUGCCUUGUUCUAUAAUGAGCCCGUGGCCAUGCUCGUCCCCAAUCCCAAUGAUGAUCAAAUCGUCCGGGCCAUGAUCGGGAAUCGAGAAAUCGACGAGGUUUCUGAACUCUCGGAGAGGCAAUCCGUGGCUUCCCUCGAGUAUUCGGAUUCUUCGUGUUCGGACCAGGACGAAAGGGAGCAACAACUUGAGGAGCAACAGGAGCAUGAGGAGGAGGAGGAGGAGGUUUUAACUUCAGAAUAUCCUAGUUGGGACGGACAAAAAGAUCUCGAACACACUGAGUAUGCCGUGUUCCCUAAUCAGAGGCAACCUAAGCCUAAUCCGGAGGAGUUCCUAUACAAUCGACCGGCUCCCACGGGAGAUGUGGGAUUCUUGGAAGUACCUCGAAAUGUGAAAGUCGUGUCGGGAAGAGCUGCCAGACUCAAGGCUGUGGUUAGCGGCACGAAACCCAUGGAUGUGCUUUGGUUUCGAGGAUGCAAAUUGAUCGAAAGCUCACCUAAUGUGGAAAUUCGCCGCACUAGUGGAGAUUGCCAUGAGAUGAUUCUCUAUCAUACAGAUGCUCUAACCGAAGGUCACUACAGUUGUGCUGUAGUGAAUCAGUCUGGAGAGCAAUGGCACGAUUUCAACCUCUCUGUCCAACCAUCCCAUGAGGAGAUGGCAAAACCGCAGAUUUUGGAACAUCCUGAUGAUAUGGUGAUAGAAGAAGGUCAUUCCGUCCGAUUCGGAUGCGUCGUGACGGGUUAUCCCGAACCUCGGGUUACGUUUCUUCGAGAUGGCAAAGUUUUGCGGGCCAAUGAAAAUGUUUGCAUCGAGCUGCUUCCCAAUGGAACACAUCGCCUGGAAAUCAAACGAUGUCAAGCGAGACAUUGCGCACAAUUUGCAGUUCGAGCCGAGAAUAAAUUGGGCGUAACCGAGAAGACGUGGAACAUUGAAGUGGUGCUAGAUGAUGAUGCUGACUAUGGACGAGAGAGCAUGUGGAGGGGUAUGGAGUCACAGGAUUUGGAUACACACGAGAACGUGACACCCAAUCAAAGUCAGAACACUUUGAAUGACAUCUCGAGUUGUGCCACUUCGGAGGUUGACGACAUGCAUUCCGCAGCCUCAACUCUGGCUCUUUCAGCCUCGUCUCCUAACAACAAUAUUCACCACCAAUAUCUGACCUGUUUGGCCGAGGCCAAGAACACCAAUCUCGUCAACGAGGCCAAGAACGAGCUUCUAGCCCAAGAUUUGGGGUACGGCGAAAGCGACCUCGAAACAGCCACUACAUCGGCUAGUGAACUGGAAUUUAUUGACCUCGAUCGACCUCCAGCUCGACCAGGCACAAUUGCGGAUCGCGAACACCGGAAAUGGACGGAAAAUGCCAUCUCCCUCCUGAAUAACCCCUACAGUAAGGAGAAUAUUGAGCGGAGACUCACCAGAGGAAGUCGAGAUUCACUCCACCUUUCGUCGCCAACGGAUUUUGUCAGAUCCGUAAAUUCGUCCCAUAACGACCUAAUGAUGACCUUGAACGCUCCGCGUAAGAUUGACUGCGGCUUGAGGUCCAUCAACUCCGCCCGAUAUCGAAGAGACUAUUAUAUCAAUGGCGACAUGGAUGAGAUCCCCAGGUUCAAGAAACUUUCGUCGAGCUCGGACACGAAGGAAUUGCCAAGCCCGCCUCCUUUCCGAACCGUGACUUCGACAUCACAUCCAAAGGACACUAAACAGGAGGUAAAACGGAAGGGUCAUUCCGAUCCAGGACCCAUCGAGAAACAUGUUGAGCCUCCUCCAUCAAUCAAAAGUCUGGAGGAUUCGUCACCAUCCGACAAGGACGGGAAUAGAUCAAAAGUGGAGGAGGAGAUAGCUCGAUUUCAGAAGCAAAUCGAGAUCAAUCGCUCAGAGCGAACUCGAGUCAAAACUUGGGAGCUCCGGAAAUCCAACUCGCAUCGUCUGGGCAGUAUGGACAGCCUGUUAUCCAUGGAUUCGGAUUAUAGUAGCGGUCGAAGUGCGCCUCCAUUGCCUCCCAAGGGCAAAUAUGUGUCCAAUGACUCCUUGGUCCCUCCCCACCUUCCGCCCAAGACCAAGAUCCAUCACAAUCAUCAUCAAGGACUGAAGAAGAAGCAGGUUAGCAUUUCUACUUCCGAGGUGUUCAUCCACUCUGAUUCUUGCGAGAGAAGUGAUUCGGAUGAUCUGACCUCAUCGACGGUGUCUUCGGUGAAAUCUAUGACUACACCGGAUCGUGAAUUCCUCCACGAUUCCGAAUCACUUGGAGGAUCGAACGAUAGUUUGGCCACUUUGCCUUCGGUAAAAGAGCUGGCCACCAAGUUCCAACCCAAACCAACCCCAUCCAAAGUGGAACAACAGCCCAGAACGGGAGAUAUUUCCAAAAAGAAUAAACCGAGGGCGUUGAUGAAACUAAGUUCUCAAACAUCGAAGCAAGAGAACGGAUCGACUUCUUGCUCUCCUAUCGACUCAAUUGACCAAGCACGACACCCGAAACUCGACAAUCCUUGGCCGAAUUCCUCAACUAACCGCACUUCCACACCUAGCCCCAACAAAGAUUUCGAAUCUCUUUCCGAGUUCUCCUCCGAUGAAAGUCAGGAAGAUCCAGAUGAUCCGUCCACAUUGGAUAUCAGUUCGUCGUUGAGUGAUAGCGCUGAAUCAUUGCACUCGCCCGACUCGUUAGAACUAAGUAGCCAGGACGACCUCGAAUCUUUGAACCAGGAAGAGGCCGAGGUCGAGGAAUUGACCAUUCACGGUCAAGUUGUUCUGGAGGAAUAUCUUGACUUCGAGCCCCAAAUCAUCGGAGCUGACGAGGAAGAAGACGACGAGGACGACGACGAGGACGACGAGGACGACGAUCUUUUUGAAGAUAUUGACUUGAAUUCACCGGGGGAGCCACCCGUAAAUGAGGAUGGGAUCGUUGACGACUGGCCUUAUUCCUCAGACGACGAGGACACUUUCCGUCUGAGUAUGGAUGGAUUCUCACAAGGCCGAUUCACUGGGAGCUCCUUGGCAUCCAUACCUGAAGAACCGACUGAACCAUUAACCCCUGAAGAACACCAUUUCAUCCCAUUGGACAGGUGCCAACCGAACCCGAACCAUUUCGUGUGGAGCGACCUCGAGAUCUCAUCCAAACGACGUCCCUCAGAAUUGUGGAAACGGCAUAGUUUGGACCGGGAAACCGAUCCAGAUCAGAAAGGCCCCACCCACCUCCAUCAGAAAUAUGCCUCCGAAUCAAACAUCGAGGACGCUUUGGUCAUGAUGGAACCAGGAUUGAGAAAGAUCUCCAAAGAGACCCAUUUCACAUCGGAUGAAUCCAGCCCUUCGGGAUCGGGACAUGAUUACGAAGAGCAAUUCAAUCAUAUCUACUCGACCAUUGACGAGGACCCUUUGGACGAGAAUAUCUAUGAGGAAUGCUUCGGUCAGAACUCCAUGGAAGAAUCCGGGUUCUACUCCAAUAUCGGAGUGUCAGGUCCGGAAUCGUGCUCCAAUCAGAGUGGUCACGUGACAUUGAUCCAAAUCGAUCCUUACGGACCUAAUCCUUGUCAGAAAGCGUCCUCAGUGACGGUCAAUGGUCGACAGAUCUAUUGCAACGCCAACAACUACCCGGAUGCUCAGGAACGUUCCAGACAGAAUUCUGGCCCACUGAUCCAACUGAGCCAACGGGUGCAGACUGUGAUACCCAUUAGGAAACCACAGCAUGGACAACAACCACAUAAUUUGACUGCUGACCCUACUAACCAUAAUACGACUACGAUUCACUCACUCACGGCACGAAGUGUGCCGCAGAAAUUUCGAGAAGGAUUAAAGAAAGGCAUGCCUUUCAUGCCGGAUCGAAACAUCAAGGCGUCCGUGGAAUCACGGGCUCCGGUCCUCAACACAGACGAGGGUACGGUUACCACCAACACCACUACUACUACUACUACUACUCCUACUAGUCAAGCCACACUCCUUCCUGUUCACACUAAGCAGACCACGGCUCGAAAUCCCGCGCACUCCACCCAACUCAAUAUCGUUUAUGACUCUGAGAACAAGAAUUUGGUGCCUUAUCCCGACGGUGAUUUCAUUCGUAGCCCAAGUCCGGAGCAUUCCGGUAUACCCGCAGUACCCGUGACCAUGCCCAUGCGGUCUAAGGACGAGGAAUACACUUCAGACGAAAGUUAUGGCUCGCUUCCACCUAGUAGAAAGCACCCUCCUAUGCGAAAGAAGUCCAAGAAUGGCAUCAGUAACAACAAUAAGUAACAGUAGUUGCCACUCUCCUUUACACACGAGUCAUGAAUCUAAGUCAUAAAAUAACCAAUAAAUCGCAACAACGUUGAA